This is a messenger RNA of Nicotiana tabacum (common tobacco), 1955 nucleotides long. Lineage: Eukaryota; Viridiplantae; Streptophyta; Magnoliopsida; Solanales; Solanaceae. The record is from RefSeq and is a predicted model, not a curated record.
CUGAAUAUUGUUGUUCUGAUAUGCAGAUAGAUCAUUGUCGAAGAGGAGAAUCCAGAAAGACAAGAAGUAGAAAUGGCUGGCGAUAUGAAGGUUCUGAAUGCGCUUGAUACGGCCAAAACACAAUGGUAUCACUUCACAGCAAUCAUAAUUGCUGGCAUGGGAUUUUUCACUGAUGCCUAUGAUCUGUUUUGCAUCUCUCUAGUCACUAAGUUGCUCGGCCGCAUUUACUACCAUGUCGAUGGCUCUCCAAAGCCUGGGAGUCUACCUCCUAACGUCUCAGCUGCUGUCAAUGGCGUCGCUUUCUGUGGUACCCUUGCGGGGCAACUCUUCUUUGGCUGGCUCGGUGACAAAAUGGGCAGGAAAAAAGUCUAUGGCAUGACCCUUAUGCUCAUGUGCUUAUGCUCAGUUGCUUCAGGUCUUUCUUUUGGUAGGGAGCCUAAGACUGUCUUGGCCACCCUUUGCUUCUUUCGCUUCUGGCUUGGUUUUGGAAUUGGUGGUGAUUACCCGCUUUCUGCUACUAUUAUGUCUGAAUAUGCCAACAAGAAGACUCGGGGCGCCUUUAUUGCUGCUGUUUUCGCUAUGCAAGGAUUUGGGAUUUUAGCAGGAGGUAUCUUUGCCAUCAUUAUUUCUGCUGCAUUCCAGGCAAGUUUCAAGGCGCCGGCUUAUGAGGUCGAUGCGCUUGGCUCAACAGUUCCUCAAGCUGACUAUGUGUGGAGGAUCAUAUUAAUGGUUGGAGCAGUUCCUGCUCUUCUCACUUACUACUGGAGGAUGAAGAUGCCUGAAACCGCUCGUUACACUGCUCUUGUUGCCAAGAAUGUUCAGCAGGCAACUGCAGAUAUGGAAAAGGUUAUGCACGUUGACAUUGGGGCGGAGCAAAAGGAGCCUGCAGUUUCUGCUACCACUGCUGUAAAGUCAAGCAAUGAAUUUGGUUUGUUCACAAAACAAUUCGUUAGUAGACAUGGACUUCACUUGCUUGGCACAACCAGCACAUGGUUUCUGCUUGACAUUGCAUACUACAGCCAAAAUCUGUUCCAGAAAGAUAUCUUCAGUGCCAUUGGAUGGAUUCCUGCUGCCAAGACAAUGAAUGCAGUUGAAGAGGUUUACAAAAUUGCAAGGGCGCAAACUCUAAUCGCUCUCUGCAGUACCGUGCCUGGCUACUGGUUCACAGUGUUCCUCAUUGACAGGAUUGGAAGGUUUACCAUUCAAUUGCUUGGUUUUGCAAUGAUGACGGUGUUCAUGUUUGCUCUGGCCAUUCCUUACAACCACUGGACUCACCCUGGCAACCAUAUCGGAUUCGUGGUUCUCUAUUCACUGACCUUCUUCUUUGCCAACUUUGGACCUAAUGCCACCACAUUCGUCGUGCCAGCUGAGAUUUUCCCUGCUAGAUUGCGCUCGACUUGCCAUGGAAUAUCAGCUGCAUCUGGGAAGUUAGGAGCAAUGGUGGGUGCUUUCGGGUUCCUGUAUUUGGCUCAGCCACAAGACAAGACUAAGGCUGAUGCAGGAUAUCCUGCUGGAAUUGGGGUGAGAAAUUCCCUUAUCGUCCUUGGCGUAGUCAACCUUCUGGGAACAUUUUUAACUUUCUUGGUUCCAGAAUCAAAGGGGAAGUCACUAGAAGAGAUGUCAAGAGAAAAUGAGGACUCAACUGAGGCAGGAGCAGAGGUGGAGACUCAUCCAUCUAAUAACAGGACUGUUCCUGUGUAAAAGUAGUUACUCUUUUCAUUGCUUUUUUCUUUUUUUCCUUUUUAUGUUCUGCAAAGGUCCUGCAAGGAUGGAUAAGGUCUAUGUUCUUUCGACUAGUACUAUAGUUUCUUAAGUUCAAGCUAUUACCUCCAAGUGUAGAGAUAGUUUCAUGUAUCUGUGUAAUUGUCAGCAAUUAUGGAGUUCUAUCGUACAAUGUAUUAAUGGCAUAUCGUCCUGGUAAUAUAUUUUUAUGCAGUCAUAAAGAGUUCCAAAUA